Molecule: messenger RNA, 2162 nt
Organism: Suncus etruscus (white-toothed pygmy shrew)
Lineage: Eukaryota; Metazoa; Chordata; Mammalia; Eulipotyphla; Soricidae
Gene: EXOC7
Product: exocyst complex component 7
Exons: 20
Coding region: 34-2127 (697 amino acids)
Biological process (GO): exocytosis
Cellular component (GO): exocyst
Molecular function (GO): phosphatidylinositol-4,5-bisphosphate binding
Source: RefSeq, a predicted model, not a curated record
AGCCUGGGGAAGGAGAGCAUCGGGGUCGCCGCGAUGAUCCCCCCGCAGGAGGCGUCGGCCCGGCGGCGGGAGAUCGAGGACAAACUGAAGCAGGAAGAGGAGACCCUGUCUUUCAUCCGAGACAGCCUGGAGAAGAGCGACCAGCUCACCAAGAACAUGGUGUCCAUCCUGUCGUCCUUCGAGAGCCGCCUGAUGAGGCUGGAGAAUUCCAUCAUCCCUGUGCACAAGCAGACGGAGAACUUGCAGCGGCUGCAGGAGAAUGUGGACAAGACGCUGGCCUGCCUGGACCAUGUCAUCAGCUACUACCACGUGGCCAGCGACACCGAAAGGACCAUCCGGGAGGGCCCCACAGGCAGGCUGGGUGAAUACCUGGGCAGCAUGGCCAAGAUCCAGAAGGCCGUCGAGUACUUCCAGGACAAUAGCCCAGACAGCCCAGAGCUCAACAAAGUGAAACUCCUCUUUGAGCGAGGAAAGGAGUCCCUGGAGUCCGAGUUCCGCAGCCUCAUGUCCCGGCACAGUAAAGUCGUGUCUCCCGUGCUUAUCCUGGACCUGAUCAGUAUGGAGGACGAGCUGGAAGUCCCGGAGGAGGUGCCCCUGGAGCACCUGCCCGAAGCUGUACUGCAGGAUGUGAUCCGCAUCGCCCGCUGGCUGGUGGAGUACGGCCGCAACCAAGAUUUCAUGAACGUCUACUACCAGAUCCGCUCCAGCCAGCUGGACCGCUCCCUUCGGGGGCUCAAAGAGCACUUUCGGAAGAACAGCUCCUUGGCCGGGGUGCCUUACUCCCCCGCCACCUCCAAUAAGAGGAAAGACACACCCACCAAGAAGCCCGUCCGGCGGCCAGGGACCAUCCGUAAAGCCCAGAACCUUCUGAAACAAUAUUCCCAGCAUGGUCUAGAUGGGAAAAAGGGGGGCUCUAACCUCAUUCCUCUGGAAGGGAGAGAUGACAUGCUGGACGUGGAGACGGACGCCUACAUCCACUGUGUUAGCGCCUUCGUCAGGCUGGCGCAGAGCGAGUACCAGCUGCUGACGGACAUCAUCCCCGAGCACCACCAGAAAAAGACCUUCGACUCCCUCAUCCAGGAUGCACUGGACGGGCUCAUACUGGAGGGGGAGAACAUUGUGUCGGCCGCCCGCAAGGCCAUUAUCCGCCACGACUUCUCAGCCGUGCUCAGCGUCUUCCCCAUCCUGCGGCACCUCAAGCACACCAAGCCUGAAUUCGACCAGGUGCUCCAGGGCACUGCAGCGGCCACCAAGAACAAGCUGCCCAGCCUCAUCACUUCCAUGGAAACCGUGGGGGCCAAAGCACUGGAGGACUUUGCUGAUAACAUCAAGAACGACCCAGACAAGGAGUACAACAUGCCCAAGGAUGGCACCGUGCAUGAACUCACGAGCAAUGCCAUCCUAUUUCUGCAGCAACUCUUGGACUUCCAGGAGACAGCAGGUGCCAUGCUGGCUUCCCAAGUUCUCGGGGACACAUACAAUAUUCCUUUAGACCCCCGAGAGACCAGUUCGUCCGCCACCAGCUACAACUCGGAGUUCAGCAAGCGCCUGCUCAGCACCUACAUCUGCAAGGUCCUGGGGAACCUGCAGCUGAACCUGCUGAGCAAGUCCAAAGUGUACGAGGACCCGGCCCUGAGCGCCAUCUUCCUGCACAAUAACUACAACUACAUCCUCAAGGCCCUGGAAAAGUCUGAACUGAUCCAGCUGGUGGCCGUGACCCAGAAGACGGCUGAGCGCUACUACCGAGAGCACAUCGAGCAGCAGAUCCAGACAUAUCAGCGCAGCUGGCUGAAGGUGACAGACUACAUCACUGAGAAGAGUCUCCCUGUCUUCCAGCCCGGCGUCAAGCUCCGAGACAAGGAGCGGCAGAUGAUCAAGGAGCGAUUCAAGGGCUUCAAUGACGGCCUGGAAGAGCUCUGCAAGAUCCAGAAGGCCUGGGCCGUCCCCGACACAGAGCAGAGGGACAGAAUCCGCCAGGCUCAGAAGGACAUCGUCAAGGAGACCUAUGGAGCCUUCCUGCACAGGUACGCCAGCGUGCCCUUCACCAAGAACCCCGAGAAGUACAUCAAGUACCGAGUGGAGCAGGUGGGCGACAUGAUCGAGCGGCUCUUCGACACGUCGGCCUGAACCCGAGUCGGGCCAGAUAAACCGUUUCACUUGCC